Molecule: messenger RNA, 1605 nt
Organism: Talaromyces marneffei
Lineage: Eukaryota; Fungi; Ascomycota; Eurotiomycetes; Eurotiales; Trichocomaceae
Exons: 5
Coding region: 1-1605 (534 amino acids)
Biological process (GO): regulation of DNA-templated transcription; DNA-templated transcription
Cellular component (GO): nucleus
Molecular function (GO): DNA binding; zinc ion binding; DNA-binding transcription factor activity, RNA polymerase II-specific
Source: RefSeq, a predicted model, not a curated record
AUGACAUCAAAAGCUCUUCAUUCUUGCUUUCUGUGCCGCCGUAAUAAGCGUCGCUGCGACAAGAGCCUGCCUUCAUGUCAGCUGUGCAUCCGCAAGGGCUGGAAAUGCAGUUAUCCUCAGCGCCGUGGCCAACGUUCCGCAUCCCCUCCACGUAGCCUUGAUAAUGCGGAAGCUGUCAAUAAUUCUAAUUCUGUCAUUGCAAAGCCCCCUGUGACACAAAGCGGUAUUCUUGCCGGAUACCAGACCGGUUCUUCUUCUUCUCGUUCGUCGUUUGCUGUCAACUUUGCCAUCAGUUUUCUAGCACCGGAUAUCUUUCGUGAGGGCUCUUUGGAGAUUCCCCGCCUCAACUUGGAUAUUCCCGAGGACGUUGCCUUUCACCUGGGUGAUAAGCAAAAGCUGCGUGAGACAGCGCGCCAAUUCUUCCAGAUCACAUGGAUGCCCAUCAUUGGACGAAAACGCUACCUAAACACUGUACUCAAUCCCCUAUCGCCCCUACGACGCCCAACGACUUUACUGGCUCUGUGCAUGAAGCUGUCCUGUUUAGAAGUUCUGGGUGAUAGAGGCAAGCAGCGAACCUCGUUGUAUCAAUUAGUCAAGAAAUUCUAUUCGGAAGUGGAGAGCACAGAAGGCUUGUGUAUCCAAGUCCUACAGGCAGGCAUAUUGAUUGCGAUUUUCGAGAUUUGCGAUGCGAUCUACCCUGCGGCAUAUUUGACAGUCGGAGCAUGUGCCCGUUAUGGUGUCGUAAUGGGUUUAGACAAGAUCAAUCAAGACAGAAUGGGCGGCGAUCAUAAUUAUGCAGCGUCAUGGAUGGAGAUUGAAGAGAGACGCAGGGCUUGGUGGGGUGUCCUGAUCUUGGACCGAUAUCUGAACUUAGCGAACCCGUCUCGGAACCUGGCAACGAAAGAUCCAACAUUUGAAGAUUUUCUUCCCGUGGAUGAUGAACUGUUCUUUGAUGCCACCUCGCAACCGGAGAAUGCUGUUACCAUUUCCCAAGGAUUUGUAUUCAAGAUCGGGCAUUUCGGGAGACUGGCUCAAGCAACAUAUCUCAUCAGCCAGGUCCUCGAGAACAUUAGAUCCCCUUCUGUAAUACCCGAUUACCUCACUCAAGGCAACUUGUCAGCAGAUGUAGCACAGCUUUGUCGUACUAUUGAAGCCUUAGUUCGUGCAAAUGAAAUGGAAAUUACGACCCGGAGGUUGGCAUUCUGCUGCCAAAUUCUGGUUUCUUACAGCGGGAUCUUCCUUCUUCAACAGCAUCUUUGGGAGCGGUUGAAUGUAAGAUCCACACAGGAGGCGCAGCAGCACACGUUCAUGGAGACACGGAGCGCCAUCGAUACACUUUGCCGAAUUGCAUUAGAACUCCAGCAAGGAUCUAAUAUGGUAGACCCACUGCAGGGUCAAUGUACAUUUUUCCUUGUUGGUGUUGUUUAUCAAGGCCUAUUAGCGCUUAUGACCAUCGGACAAGGCAACCCAUCGGCAGAGAUUAGCGAGACUAUAACCACGUUGAGUUGGUUACUUGAGCAUAUACGAGGCCGUUGGCCACUUGCUGGUGUCUACAGAAGCAUUUUAGACGCCAAAGAGGCCAUUUUGGCUGCAGAGGCGAUUUAA